ACAUGUCGUCCUCCUCUUCAUCUGAAGAUGAACUUGAAAAGAAAGUGACUAAAGAACAGAAGAAGAAGGAAACCAAGUCAAAGAAAAGGCAGUCAGAAGCCGUUGAAGAAGAGAAACAAGAAGUAAAGAAAGCUAAGAAUGAGGAGGAAGUGUCUGGACGAUUGAAAGACAGCGAUGGAAAUGAGAUGUUUGAGAUCGGAAAUCUUAGAUACGCGACCGUCAGCAAGUUCAAGGGAAAGGAAUAUGUCAACAUCAGAGAAUAUUACAUUGACAGAGAUUCUCAGAAAAUGAUGCCAAGUCGCAAAGGAAUCUCGUUGAGCAAAGCACAAUGGGCAAAUUUGAAAGAUCUCAUUCCAGAGAUUGACAAGAAAUUCUAAUUUCCAACUUCAAUUAUUACAUUUUGCUCCUCCGAAUGAUACUUACAUUUCCAUUACCAGAGUAAUUUCCCACCGGUUUCAUUUUGUUUUGUUGUUAAAUGUUGUUUAGUUAUUUUGAAAACCAUGCUGACCCGAAUGAAAAUGUUUCGUCUCAUC
This is a messenger RNA of Caenorhabditis elegans, 533 nucleotides long. RefSeq names its product Putative RNA polymerase II transcriptional coactivator (gene T13F2.2). Gene Ontology annotation, cellular component: nucleus. Lineage: Eukaryota; Metazoa; Nematoda; Chromadorea; Rhabditida; Rhabditidae. The record is from RefSeq and is marked reviewed. The transcript has 4 exons. Gene Ontology annotation, molecular function: transcription coactivator activity; DNA binding. Gene Ontology annotation, biological process: positive regulation of transcription initiation by RNA polymerase II; regulation of DNA-templated transcription. The coding region runs from base 3 to 377 and encodes 124 amino acids.